This is a messenger RNA of Brassica rapa (field mustard), 5917 nucleotides long. Its product is annotated as ethylene-responsive transcription factor ERF115-like. The record is from RefSeq and is a predicted model, not a curated record. Gene Ontology annotation, biological process: regulation of DNA-templated transcription; ethylene-activated signaling pathway. Gene Ontology annotation, molecular function: DNA-binding transcription factor activity; DNA binding. NCBI's taxonomy places the organism in Eukaryota, Viridiplantae, Streptophyta, Magnoliopsida, Brassicales, Brassicaceae.
GAAGCCUAUAAUCUUUAGCGUUAUUUUAAAAUUUGUAACCACAUUCUAAAUUUGUACUAAUGUUAUUUAAACUCUCUUUCAUGGUACAUGAGCAUCUUUCUAAUUUUAUACCAAUUAAUAUUUUCAAAACUUCAUGUCAUCCCUAAAUUAGUGGACUUACCAUUAUAAGAUCGCUAUUUUCUAGAGAAACAUAGACAACAAAGGUUUCAAGCCUCUUUGACCAUCGUCAUAUGUUAUUUUAGGAUGCAGCUAUGCAUUAAAACAAUAUUGUUAUAUUUUUGAUUUUUUUCAAAAUCUAUGUAUAAACCCAUACAAAAUAUUGAGUUUUACGUUAAACGUUCUAUAUACUGGAGCCUAAACUUUUUAGUGUUGUUUUCAAAUUUUUAUCCACAUUCUACAUUUGAAUAAAUGUAAGUUAAACUCUCUUUUAUGGAAUAUGGAAAUCGUUAUAAUUUGUUAAUCAAUUAAUUUAGUAAAAUUUUAUAAUACCCCCUAAAUAGGUGGAAUAACCACUGUAGAAUCGCUAUUUUCUUAAAAAACGGAGAUAACAAUGACUCCAAACCUCUUUAAACAUCAUCAUAUGUUAGUGCAUGAUGCAACUAUGCAUUAAAAAAUAAUGUCAAUUUUUUUGAAAUUUUCGCAAAAUUUAUGUGUUAAUCCUCUACGAAAAUAUUGAGUUUUUGGUAAAUUCUUUAUAUACUGAUUUAUAUACGUAUGCCAUAUCAUUUUACCCUUGAGGGCAAUGCUUUUCUUAUUCUUGUUGGUUUCUAGUGCUUCUUUCAAUUUUGGUUGGCAACUUAUGUAAACCCUCGGUCAUAACAAUUUCAACUCUAUUCCAUUUUAUAUUCUAAAACUCAUUUGUAGUAAAAUAUAUUUUAAUUCUAUUUUAUUUUUAACUCUAAAAGAAAAUUAAAAAUGGAUUUAUUCCAUUUUGGAGUAAUCUUAUUUUUUCAUCAUUCCAUUUUUAACUUUAAAUUAGGAAUAGUAUAAAACUUAAUUAACUAUUUUAAAGUUACUUUAUUUUGAAAUAAAAGAUAUAGUAACACAUUAAAAAUGUUCUUAGAGUAAUAAUACGUACUUAUAUUAACAAAAUUAUAUUUAAGUAAUCUAUGACCAUUUCAUCAGUCAAUCCCCAAUUCCUUUUGGAGCAAAUAAAUUAGUAGCCCAAUUCUCCUUAGAGCAGCAUUAUUGCAGUAUGUAAAACGGUUUUUUAGGCAAAAAGGUGUGUGUGGGCUACACCAAUAUUUUAAAAACGGUGACAGAAGAGGUGAGUUGAGAAUCGUUUCAGAUGGAUUUUGUGCACUGUUUACGGGUUCCACCGAUACGUGGCGGUCAGUGAUUUGUGCGAUUUAAAUUUUUUUUUAAAUCAGAUAAAAAAAUAAUUAGAAACCCAAAAAAGGGUUCACCAGAUAAUCAUGCUCGGACGGAUGCGUUUGUUAAACUUAAAUAUCUUACAGUCAAUUUAAUACGCGUCUAAGUUUCAUUACUAAUGAUUUAAUUAUCUUUCACGAAAAACACGAGUAUAUUUAUCAGUUUAUGGAUAGUCUAACUCGUACGUCAUACAUAUGAUUUUACAUGACUUACGCCAUGAUUGAACUCACAAAUUGUAAUAAUCUGCUUUACUUUCUCACGUGCACUUAUAAAAACCGUUUAGAUGAUCACUGGAUCAAGCUUCCACAUAACUAUACAUACAGUGUAAACUGAACUAUCAUUCCAAGCUAUAGAUGAAACUAGAAGGCAUCUUCGUAGUUCGUAUAUCUACUUGUAAUAAAUAAUAGACUCCAAAACAAAUGUUUAGUUCACACGUUUUCUUUUUAAGCUAGUGAUCCGUGUGUACACAUCUCUUGGACAUAUAACUAAUUUUCGUUUUCAGUCUCUAUCCAAAGUAUUUUUAGGAAACAAAAAAAAGAAUGUUGUCCCAAAAAAAAAAAAAAAUCUUUGUUAGCAAAAAAAAAAAAAAAGAAUCUUCUACUUCAGAAAAAAAAAAUCCUACUUACACGUACUGACGCCCGUAACUCUUUUUUAUUAUUUAAUUAAUAAACAAUUUUAUUGAUUCUUAUUCCUCAGAGAAUAUAUAUAUAUUUGUAUUUAAAACCAAAACCUUCAAAAAAAUAGAACUUUUUGUUAUUUUUGUCUUCUUCCUCGAUUCCAUGCAUGAGUUCCCGAAAAGAAACCAGUAAAGAAUAUGUACAUGUUAAGUUCAAAAAAAAAAGAAUAUGUACAUGCAUGCAUUUUCCUUCUUUAUUUCCUCUCUUUUUGCCCUUUUGGAUCCUUUUUUAUUGCGUUCAUAUGUUUUUAAUUCUUCUGUAGAGCUUUGCACUAAUCUUUGUUCAGAUUCACACGUACGCAUUGCAUUGUCUGCUAUAAGCAAAUCAAAAUUCAAAAGGUUUUUUUUUGACGCGUUUCAACUGUUUUAACAAGUACACUAAUAUAAGUGCAUGAUUUAUGUGUCUCGAAUAUUACGAUAGCUAGAAAACUAAAUAAAUUUCCAAAGCAUAUGCAAAACUUCAGCUUUACGUUUUUGUUUUUGUGUUUUUGUUUUUGUCUGUAUAAUGUUCACACAGACAAAAAUCCUUCUAUAAAUACCUUCAGAAUUGCGCUCACUACAAAACCCUAACUAAUAUCUUUCUUCCACUUUCCUUCUUCUUCUUUGUUUCUAAAAACACUAUAAUUUAAGUGAAAUCUGAAAAGAUGGCGAAUCAGAGGAAUUAUGGGAAGAGGCCUUCUCGAGCCGGUGAAUCAGAAAAGAAGGAAACUGAAGAUGAGGAGAACAUAUUUCCUUUCUUCUCGGACCGUUCCCAAUACGACACACGUGCCAUGGUCUCAGCCUUGACUCAAGUCAUUGGAAACCAAAGCAGUACUCAUGAUGAUAAUCAACAUCACUCUGAUGAGUAUAAUCAACAAGAUUCUACCCAACCUAUUUCUCCUAAACAAGACCAAGGAGACUUGAGGAAGAGACAUUAUAGAGGGGUAAGGCAACGACCAUGGGGAAAAUGGGCUGCCGAAAUCAGGGAUCCACAAAAGGGAGCACGCGUGUGGCUUGGGACAUUUGAGACAGCUGAAGCUGCGGCCAUAGCUUAUGAUGAAGCAGCUCUUAAGUUCAAAGGAAGCAAAGCCAAACUUAACUUCCCUGAGAGAGCUCAACUAGCAAGUAACAGUAAUAGUACUAUUACUGGUCUACCAAACUAUUUCUCUUCUAACAAUCAAGUUUACUACUCCAAUCCACAACCCACACCAUAUGAUAACCAGUACUACUAUAACCAAUAUCUUCAGCAAGGGGGAUAUAGUAACGAUGCAUUAAGUUAUGAUAUGGCCGGUGGGGAAACCGGAGGCUUAAUGUAUAAUCAUCAGACAUUAUCUACUACAACUUCUUCAUCUUCUGGUGGAUCUUCAAGGCCACAAGAAGAUUACACCAGAUAUUUGCAUUUUGGAGAUUCUUCUCCUUAUUCGGGUUUUUGAGAUCCUCAUAUAAAUAAUUAAGGGCUUUUGGGUGAUCGACUUGUUAUGAGGAGAUCAUAUGUUCCUUGAAUGUUUUGUAUCUUUUUUUUCACUAUGCUUUGCGUGUGUUGUUUGUGAUCAUUUUGUUUAUUUCUUCUUUCAAGAAUUUUCAGGUUCUUUGUUACCAACCCUUGGACUUGGGUUUACUUUCAUAGCUAUAUACAAAAAUGUUACCCUUAAAUGUUAUGUAGCCUCAAAUAAGCACACACUUGCAUACAUAUUAUUCAGUGGUUUGAUUCUCAGUAGAUGAUGGUAGCGGAUAUAUCAUUCGGAGUGUCUAACGUAGAUGAUCAAAACAAAUAUAAAAUCACGUUUAUUAUCCAAUAACACCGUCCACCGCAGUUAGAAUGUAUUUCCAAUAUAAGUCAAGGUCCCAAACGUCUUGAUUUUUCUGUCAUAGCCAGUAUAAUGAGACUUUGACAAGCCAAUUUUUUUUUUUAAGGAACUGGUACGUACAAGUAACAACAAUGAAAAUUUGACCAAGACAGACUCCCCAAAUGUUUGUUGUAAGUCAUUGAUUUUGUCAAUCCAAAGUGGUUGACUCCCUUUGACCCAUGUUUUCUUAUCCCUCUUAAUAAUUUUAAUUUCUCUCGUCUUUUAUUUUAUUAAUUUUUUUACACAUUUUUUUUAUCAAAUUUUUUUCAUUAAUAAACUUUAUUAUGGUAUACAGUACAAUGUCACAAUGAUAUAGGCAACUUAUAAUGUAGAUUCAUAAAUGUAUUACACAUAUAAUCAAAAGCAGGUCGUUACCAUUUCGAGUUAGAUUCAAUGUACAUGUGUUUCAGAUGAAACAAUAUGAUUUCGUUUUGUAAUUUAGGGCCUCGUCUUUCAUAUAUCAAUUGAAAUGAUGGUUAUGAUCAUGGAUUUCGUUAUUUUAAAAAACCUUCCGACCAACGCGUUGUCUCCUCUUUCUUUUGUCUCUUUCACAAUUUGGAACCUUUCUGUUGACUUAUUCGUGUUUCUUAUUGGUAUAUGAAUCUCAGCCGCCAACAAAAAUUUGUACUUUCGACACACUCGCGGAACUUCAAAGGCAUUAUAUUCUCUUAAGUAUUUUAAAAUUGACACGCGGGAUGUGGCGCUGAGUUACACCUUCGUCUACGCUAAACCCAUACUACACAAAACCGUUUUUCUUCUGUUCCAAUCGUAAAAUCGUUCUUAGAAUUGUAGAACCGGUCUUAGGUAUAACCAAAUGAAAUAUUUGUUUUAGGUUCUUAAUAUUUUUUGACUUAAUAUAUAUAAAUAAAACUUCAAAUUGUUUUAAAAAGAUUUUAAUAAAAUUAUUAUUAAUUUUCAGAAAGACUUCACAAUUUCAGUACCGGUUUUGUUUUAGAUAUCCCUAUAAAAUAGUAUAUAGAAAAAUCGUAGUUAAAAAAAAAACUAUUGAUCACUCUCUAGUAGAUGACUAUUUGCCUAAUAAAAUAGAUUAUCCCUAGCCUGAUUAUUUGUCAGGAUUUUUGUUGAUUAAUUCUUUGCUUAAAUUUUCUUAGCAAUCUUUAAAAACAUAUUUCAUUUUGGCAUGUAAUACAAAGGCAUGGCAAGUGAUCGAUCAAACAUGUCAUAGUAUUGCUAAUAAUUAUACUCAAACUCUUUGAUGUGAAGUUCAGAUAUCGACCGUUCCUUACAAAAUAAUUCAAAGUAUUACAACAUAAAUACAAUUAUUAUCGAUCAUCCCGACAGACAGAAUAUGAAAGUGGAUCGACACCUGAAAGUGGGGGAUGGUCGCACCCGCACGCACGCGGGCCUGGCGCCUCCCUUUCAACCUUUGCGGCCUUCUAAGCUCUCACAAAUCUCAACCACUUUAUUUUCAAACUUAUUGGCCUAAAGACUACGUAUGCAAACUGUGCAUGCGUACUACUUAUCAUACAAAAUAAAAUAAAAAUACGUAUGUUACAUGCAGUAUCAUUAUCAAUGUACAAAUCGCUACCUAACUGCUCACACUCAUUGUAUACAGCGCAACCAAAUUCAGUUCCCCCAAAUAGUCCGUCUUAUUUCACAACCGCAUUUAAACUUUUUUUCGUAAUACACGUUUUAAAAGUGUAAAGAAGGUAUAAAAUCAUUAAUUUGAUUCGUAGUCACGGUGAGAGCUGUUGAUAUUCGUCGGUGAAAGCAUGAACCUUGUAUUGAAAGAGAAACACGUAGAAUCAUAACUUUUUGGUUUGUCUGUGAAACAGGUAUUAUGGGGAACAAAGAAUAUGUCUGUAAAAAAAGAAGAAGCAAAGUGAAUCUUUUUUUUUUUUAAGCAAAGUGAAUCUUGAGCCAGUAGAGUAAUGAAAGCACUUUUCUUUUUCAUAGAAGAAAAGCCGAAUAUUCAGUAAUAAAAGCCAUUAUAUGAUUCUUUUGAAGUUUCACUUUCCAAAAUUAGAGCGACAAGAAAACUGCACUUUAAGCCCCAGGGGAUAAAACAAAACAAAACAAAACA